Molecule: messenger RNA, 1710 nt
Organism: Pochonia chlamydosporia 170
Lineage: Eukaryota; Fungi; Ascomycota; Sordariomycetes; Hypocreales; Clavicipitaceae
Product: zinc finger domain-containing protein
Exons: 2
Coding region: 1-1710 (569 amino acids)
Source: RefSeq, a predicted model, not a curated record
AUGACUCCAGAGUCAGACACAGGAAGCCCUCUGUCCAUGUCGCCAUCUCUUCAAGGAUAUGACCCUCGAUCAAUAAUCCGACAGCUCCUGGAAAAGUACAGCAAGGAGGAAUUAAAUCGUUUAGUUGAGGAGGAGUCAUGCAUGAGCUCUUCUGCACACAGCCGUUUGCCAGAAGGCGCCUUCUCCCAGUCUAUUCUCGGUUCUGAUAGAGAAGGUAUACCGCACCAAGCCACUUCUCUCAGCCAUGGAGCGGUAGCAUAUCAGAGCUACAGUGCAAAACCAAGCCGCUCGCUGUCAAGCAGCACAUCAUCAACGCAAAGGUCACGAAGACAGUCCGCCGAUCGUGGGACGUCAGUCAUCUCCAUGUCCCAAAGGCUGGACUAUGCUUGCGGUUUCUGCGCAGAGGAGAACAUCAGAAAGACUUGUACUCGUCGAAAUGACCUUCGACGACACAUCGAGAACUUUCACAACAACAAUGCCGUUUGGUUCUGCCAGCACCCAGGCUGUAGAAUGGCGUAUGACUGGCAAACAGCCUACCAGAACCAUCUUCGAACGGCGCAUGGCCGCUCUCACAUGAACGUUGACGAGGCCAAGGUCAAGCUGUGCCCCCAGACGGUAUUUGCUUGUGGAUUCGAAAACUGUACCCAGGUAUUUGAAGCUGCCAACGAAGACGAUACGUCAGCAACCCUCAAAGAGUACUCGGGUCACAUUGUGAAGCAUUUCGAGGAAGGUUCUAACGGCGGCCGCUGGACCUAUUCUACCAGAAUGCGCAACCUCUUGCGACAAGCCCAAGUUUCUGCCUUUUGGGAGAAGGCAUGGCCAGAAAUGGAGAGACCACAGCUACAAUGGGAGCCCCAGUCAAGCAUGGCUGCGAGAAAGACCCUGGAAGCAGGCCAUCUCGAAAACUUGCCAUUCUUGAUUCGCUUCAUCGCCAUGCUGGGAUCUAAUCCUGGCGAUCUGGGCAAGUUUGAAGGCAAGCUUGACCCCCCUGUCAGGAAGAGAUGCCCCAAGGCCCAAUUCCAGCGUAGGCUGUCUCAUGACGCUCAUGCACAAAGUCCCCAGCUUGUUCCCGAACGAGACAUGGACCAGUUCAAGGUAUCUGGAAGUGUUGGUAUGGGAUACGGACCACCACCGUAUGGCAAUAUCCAGCCCGGACAUCAUGUUCCUCGCUCCAUUGAGCCAUUUAGUGCUGAUCGCACCAUGGACCACAACCACAGCCAAAGCCAAGGCCAGAACCAGAGCCAUAAUCAAGGCCAAGGCCAAUGUCAAUUCAAUGAUGGCGCGGCAGCAUCCUUGCACCCAUUAACCCCACCGCAGUUGUUCUAUCACGGUGCAGGUUCGGCAUUGUAUAGUCCAUCUUCACAGAUGAUAUCCACAGCUAUGCCGCCACAUCAACAAUCUACGGGACAAUACAUUACCGUAGGACAGGAGACUGAGUCAGUUGUGAAUCCCGCAGUGGGUUUCCACGGCAUGGCCCAGGUGGCGAACAUUCCCAGUACCAUGGAUAUCGAGAUGAGCAAUGGCGGCAACGGACACACAGCAGACACGGCUCGGGUUACAAACGACCGGCGUGGAAACUGGAUGAGCACCUAUCCACAGAUGGGUAUGCACAAUACACUGCCGGCAGACGGAUAUGACAUGAGCAACCCAGUAACCCCAGAACACAGCCAUAUGGCUGGGCGCUAUGGUUCGCCGGCAGGGUCGCUAUAA